AUGUUUGCUUGCCUAAUCUGUGAUGCUCGGCUUACUGACUUUGACUGCUUGCUGGGUCAUCUGGUCCUGGUUCAUGGCCAGACAUCGGCUCCUUGCGCGACACCUCACUGUCCUCUUUGCGGCCGUGCCUGUCCUGCCGGACUGGCUGCUCUACGACAGCACGUUACUGUUACCCAUCUCACCAAUGUCGGACAGAUCGGUAGAGGCCAGGUCAGUUUAUUAAAUAUAGUAAAAAGUCGAUUUAAUAAAUGA
Messenger RNA from Protopolystoma xenopodis, 252 nucleotides. The record is from the annotation of a GenBank genome assembly. Lineage: Eukaryota; Metazoa; Platyhelminthes; Monogenea; Polystomatidea; Polystomatidae.